CAUAUGCCCAGACUGGUCGGCCCCGGCGCCGGCAACGGUAACUCCCCGUCCUGCUGACAUGAUUCUAUUACUACGUUGUAUAUAAUUAUUUGUUUAUUUAUUUGAGCCCUUCAUACUUUAUAAUUUGUUUCCAUUUUGUUAUAGCUAUUUACAUCCCAUUUGUUAAAAACCAUUUUUAUUCACAGAAAUCAUAUCAAGUUCAUGCCUUUUUUUCUCCUGCCCUAGUUUCCACCAAUUAGUACUUUUAUAACUGAAUAGUAUUGUAAUCAUGUCUUCAAAGUAUGCAAAUAUUGUGAACCAAAUAUUGACUGCAAUCAUCCAAAACCGUCGAUUUGAUUCAAAUCUUGCUACCCCGUUACCUUUAAGCCAUCAUUUUUCAAACCAAGUGGUCGUCGAGGUAUUAAGAUCGAUACCGAGAUACUUUUUUCAGUCCACAAGAUCCAUUGGUCGUCAAACGGGCUUUAGACACCGAGCUCCUUUAAAACAAAGAAACCUUUAUGAAGAAACGGUUAAGUUUCGUAAAGGGGUGAUGGUACUUGGACCGGCUGCCUAUAGAGACCCGAAAAAAGUGAAGUUGGGAUUGGAUAAGGCUCUAGAGUUUUAUUAUUGGGUUGAAACACAAUGUGGGUUUAGUCAUAAUGAAAUGACUUGUAGAGAGAUGAGUAUUGUUUUGGCUAAAGGAAAUAGAUUGAAAGAGCUUUAUAGUUUUUUAAAGGAUAUGUCGAGAAGAAGUAGCGGUGGGCUAGUCACGACGGAGACCAUGACCUGUUUAGUUAAAGUGUUGGGAGAAGAAGGGUUGGUAAAUGAAGCAUUGGCUGCGUUUUACCGAAUGAAACAGUUUCACUGUAGACCGGAUGUUUGUGCGUAUAAUACAGUAAUUUAUGCGUUAUGUAAAGUUGGUAACUUUAAAAUGGCUAAGUUUUUGUUUGAGCAAAUGGAGUUGCCGGGGUUUAGGUGUCCACCUGAUACUUACACGUAUACGAUUUUGAUUAGUAGUUAUUGUAAACAUAGUUUGCAGACCGGGUGUAAGAAGGCUAUCAGGAGGAGAAUGUGGGAAGCUAAUCAUUUGUUCCGGAUCAUGCUGUUUAAGGGUUUUAAACCUGAUGUUGUAACGUAUAAUUGUUUGAUUGAUGGUUGUUGCAAGACUUAUAGAAUCGAGAGGGCUCUUGAAUUGUUUGAUGAUAUGCUCAAACAGGGUUGUUCUCCGAAUCGGGUUACUUACAAUUCGUUCAUAAGAUAUUAUUCAGCAACUAAUGAGAUUGAUAAGGCUAUGGAGAUGGUGCAACGGAUGCAAGAAUUGAACCAUGGGCAGCCCACUACAAGCUCGUAUACCCCUAUCAUCCAUGCUUUAUGUGAAGCGGGAAAAGCAUUAGAGGCAUGGGAGAAGCUAGUUGAAUUGGUUGAUGGAGGGUCGAUACCUAGAGAUUAUACGUAUAGAUUAGUUCAUGAAACAGUAAAGUCUUCUGGGAGGAUGGAUUUAUUAGAUAAUGAGAUUUGUGGAAGAAUUGAAGAUGGUAUCAAGAAUAGAUCUAAGCAAGUAAUGAAAGUGAAACCAGUUAUGUCUGCAAAGCCCCAAAUUAGUAUCGGUGAUAAUGGUGAUUUGGAAUAGUUCUGGUUCAUGGCGUGCUCUUACUGCUGUUCUGGAGAACCACAUGCAUUAAAAUGUGAAACGAUAAAACUGUCGCGGUUGCUACAGUGUGGAAUAUGCUUUCUGUUUUGCAGAUUCAGGUUCUACUUCAAAGGAAAGACAUCUUGUGAAGAUCAUCAUUGUUGCAUCACGUUUGCUAAAUAACCUUGUUGCAUAUGACCCUUGACGAGUAUUUUUUUAACGAGACGACAGCUCAUCUAGAUUUUGUAUUUGUACUUUUGGAUUUAACUAGUUGUACUUGUAAAAUGUAAAAGUUAAAGCAUGUCUGAACAUUCAUUUUAAGCGGCUAUUACAAUGAUACUGCAAGUA
Erigeron canadensis is the source of this 1957-nucleotide messenger RNA. RefSeq names its product pentatricopeptide repeat-containing protein At1g77405. The transcript is spliced from 2 exons. The coding region runs from base 269 to 1609 and encodes 446 amino acids. NCBI's taxonomy places the organism in Eukaryota, Viridiplantae, Streptophyta, Magnoliopsida, Asterales, Asteraceae. The record is from RefSeq and is a predicted model, not a curated record. Gene Ontology annotation, molecular function: protein binding.